Messenger RNA from Oreochromis niloticus (Nile tilapia), 2697 nucleotides. RefSeq lists its product as uncharacterized. Gene Ontology annotation, biological process: T cell costimulation; cellular response to lipopolysaccharide; negative regulation of T cell proliferation. Lineage: Eukaryota; Metazoa; Chordata; Actinopteri; Cichliformes; Cichlidae. The coding region runs from base 160 to 2697 and encodes 845 amino acids. Gene Ontology annotation, cellular component: external side of plasma membrane. The record is from RefSeq and is a predicted model, not a curated record. The transcript has 12 exons.
UUCGGAGUACCCGCCCCACUUAGUCGGAGAUGCUACACACGGAGACUUCUUGUUAACGCAUAAAGCUUGCUUUCGGUUUAACACAUGAGUUGCUGUGUCCAGGUGUGGGAUCGAGGACUUAACGGACUUUGUGUGGGUCUGAGUUGUUUUUAAAGGAGGAUGAAGACGCUGGUGGUGUUCCUGCUCUUCGUGAACGUUUCCCAGCAUGCCCUGGCUGUGGUGGUGGAGGUGAAUGAGGGGGAAAGAUCUGUCCUGCUGCCCUGUCAGUACUCAGGUUUAAUACCUGAGGAUGACCCCACAGUGAUGUGGACUCGCUCUGGUCUUGAUCCCAAAUCUGUCCACCUACGACGAGAAGGAGGAGACAAUCUUACAGGACAAAACCAGCGUUACAGCGGGCGCACAUCGAUGAGGUCUGAUGCUCUGGACACUUCAGACUUCAGUCUCACUCUGAGAAAACCAACAAAGACUGACAGUGGCAACUACACCUGCUCCAUCAGUGAUGGGAGAGAGGAACUGAGACUGAGAGAUGUACAGCUGCAGGUCAAAGACCAGAAGGUGGAGGUCAAAGUCAUUGAAGGGUCAGAGUUUGUCAUCCUGCCCUGCAAAACAACACCUGACCUGCCUGAGGACACCAGAGUGGAGUGGGCUCACUCUGAUCCUGAGCUGAUGGUGGUCCAUGUGUAUUCAAACAAAAGUGACCACCUUAAGAACCAGGACAACCUUUACUGUGGUCGGACAAAGAUGAACAAAGACCUGCUGAAAACUGGAGACCUCAGUCUGACCCUGAAAUACCCCACAGAGAGAGACAGUGGAGGAUACAUCUGCACCAUCUACAGGGACAAAGACAUCCUGAGACAGAAAGUAGUGCUGCACCAUGUCAAAGAACGGUUUCCAUCCUGGGCCACAGCUCUCCUGGUUCUCCUGGUUCUCCUGGUUCUCCUGGUUCUUCUUGUGGUUUCUGGAGGUCUUUUAUUUCAUUUCCGGCACUAUUUCAUGUCAGUCCCCUGGGUGGGGGUGGAUUCAGGGGUGGAGUCUGUCCAGCUGAUCUGCAAAACCACAGUUUGUCUGUCUAAAGAUGCUAAAGUGGAGUGGAAGGACAGAAACAACAGGAAGGUCCACGUGUAUGAGAACGGCUCUGACCAGCCUGAAGAACAGGACGAUAAAUACAAGAACCGAACAAAGAUGAAGAGAAACUUACUGGAACCUGGAGACCUCAGUCUGACCCUGAAACACCCCACAGAUGGAGACAACUCCACCUACACCUGCACCGUCUACAGCAGGGAGGGAAACAUGCUGCUGAAGAAACAAGUGGAGCUGAGAGUCAGAGUCCCCCAGGUGGAGGUGGUUACAGAGGUGAAGUCUAUCCAGCUGCCCUGCAAAACUAUAAUUCACCUGCCCAGAGACACAAAGGUGGAGUGGGUCAAAAGCUCCAAGAAGGUCCACGUGUAUCAGAACGGCUCAGACUGGUCUGAAGACCAAGACCAGAGUUACAGAGGCCGAACAGAGCUGAGGAGAAACCUGCUGAAAACUGGAGACCUCAGUCUGACCCUGAAAUACCCCACAGACUGGGACACAGACACCUACACCUGCACCGCCUACAACAACAGGAAGAAGAUCCUGAUCAAGAAGGAAGUGGUGCUGAAAGUCAAAGUCCCCCAGGUGGAGGUGGAUUCAGGGGUGGAGUCUGUCCAGCUGCCCUUCAACACCACACUUCACCUGCCUGAAGACGCUAAAGUGGAGUGGAUGGACAAUUAUACAAGUUAUAGGAUCAGCAACAGGAAGGUCCACGUGUAUGAGAACGGCUCUGACCAGCCUGAAGAACAGCACCAGGUUUUCAGAGACCGAACGAAGAUGAAUGAAGACCUGCUGAAAACUGGAGACCUCAGUCUGACCCUGAAAUACCCCACAGAUGAUGACAGCCACACCUACACCUGCACCUCCCCUGGCUGGGAGGGAAACAUGCUGCUGAAGAAACAAGUGGAGCUGAGAGUCAGAGUCCCCCAGGUGGAGGUGGUUACAGAGGUGAAGUCUAUCCAGCUGCCCUGCAAAACUAUAAUUCACCUGCCCAGAGACACAAAGGUGGAGUGGGUCAAAAGCUCCAAGAAGGUCCACGUGUAUCAGAACGGCUCAGACUGGUCUGAAGACCAAGACCAGAGUUACAGAGGCCGAACAGAGCUGAGGAGAAACCUGCUGAAAACUGGAGACCUCAGUCUGACCCUGAAAUACCCCACAGACUGGGACACAGACACCUACACCUGCACCGCCUACAACAACAGGAAGAAGAUCCUGAUCAAGAAGGAAGUGGUGCUGAAAGUCAAAGUCCCCCAGGUGGAGGUGGAUUCAGGGGUGGAGUCUGUCCAGCUGCCCUUCAACACCACACUUCACCUGCCUGAAGACGCUAAAGUGGAGUGGAUGGACAAUUAUACAAGUUAUAGGAUCAGCAACAGGAAGGUCCACGUGUAUGAGAACGGCUCUGACCAGCCUGAAGAACAGCACCAGGUUUUCAGAGACCGAACGAAGAUGAAUGAAGACCUGCUGAAAACUGGAGACCUCAGUCUGACCCUGAAAUACCCCACAGAUGAUGACAGCCACACCUACACCUGCACCAUUCAGGUCAGUUUAGCUGUGUUUCCUCCAAAUCCCAGAAUUCCUGAGGAGCAGGAAUAUGUGGGGCUGGGCUCUAAACACUCAGGGUGA